Messenger RNA from Sclerotinia borealis F-4128, 1680 nucleotides. The record is from the annotation of a GenBank genome assembly. NCBI's taxonomy places the organism in Eukaryota, Fungi, Ascomycota, Leotiomycetes, Helotiales, Sclerotiniaceae.
AUGGAAGCUUCUUCCUUGGCCCUGGCCCACGAUCAUGCUCGCGCUGCAGUAGUUGCGACACAAGGUUUAGAUACAACAAUCGCAAUAAAUGAACAUGCCUUGGCUGCAGGAGAAUUUGCAAAAGCUGCAUCAGGAACAGGAAGCGCAGAAGCUCUGAGGACCUUAAGACUCCUGGAACAACAUCACCAGCGACUCUCAGAACUCCUUCGAUACCCCACUGACCACCCCGUAACUCCGAAUGCGAACGAACCAGAAGUUAAAGCAGUCACAGAGAAAUCAGUAUCAACAUCUGCGGCUGUAGCAGAACUACGCGCUUCGCAUUCGGACCUUGGGCCUCGCACAUCGCCCCUUGAUAAUGCGCCAAGCUUGCAGACUCCAAGGCGUCUCCCUCCACGCGACCUUUCUUCUUCAAUCGCUAGUAAUCUAGCUUCUGCGAGAGGCAUACGCUCAAGUCAUAGUCGCCAACCACUUUCACCAAGUGUAUCAUCUCUACAGGCGCCAGGCAAUAUCGAGGGACGUCGAGAAGUCAGCAAACGAUCAAAAGUCCCAACAAUUCCAGAGCACACCGCCACAUCUAAGCCAAGUUGGGUCCCUCCUCAACCUACUCAAAAGAAAGCAGAUCCUCAAACCUCCACAUCACGGACAUCGGCGGUUGCUGAGCCCAAAUCGCCUCGCGCCAUUGCUCAUGAUGAGGGAUUCUCCAAGUUCUACAGUGCCUUCAAUAGUGUCGUCUAUAAGUUAUCAGCCCCCUUAGCUUUCGCUGGCUUGCCUCUUUUCUCGGAAACCGACUUGACUUCCAUGAUACAAGAGGUGCCUUCUACAACCAGCCGCAAAAGUAAACCACCAAGCCGCGAAAGAAUGCCUACCGAAGAGCCUGAUCUCACCAAGUACAUAUCUAAAGCCGCCCUUCGUGCGUCCGCUCGCGAUGGGCAUUCGGGUAACGAUUCAUUCUACGUUGUUCCUACCACGGGUCAUACGGUUUCAUAUGCACACAUUCUCUCCUUUGCCGAAAAAGAAAAACGUCGUUUAGCAGCCUCCAUGCAUAGCGCAGAUCCCGACCUCUUUCCCGAUCCCAACGAUGAGGAAGAUUUUGUCGACGCUCGUGAAACACCCAUGCCUAACUCUCCCAGUAAUUUAAAACGAAACCGUCGCAUUGCGGGUAGGGAAACAGAUAUCCGCAUUGAGGAGUUGGAUCUGGAAAAUACCAGUCUCAAACAAUGUAUCGACAAACUCAGCAGUCGACUCCAUGCCUUUGAAAUGGCAGCGCAGAAUAGUAGUCUGGCUUUACAAGAAAGUAUACGUCUGAUGCGUCCUGAAGAUAGGAGUUUAGGUGGAGGGUCAAAUGAUGAAUCGAUCAAGAGGAGAUUAAUAGAGCUUGAAGAACAGAUGAGCAUGAGAGAUAAAGAAAACGAGAGACUAUUCCGAGAAAACGAAAAGCUGAGAGAAACGGUCGCGAAGUAUAGGAAUAGGUGGGACGUAUUGAAAGCGGGAGCGAAGAGUAGGAGGGACAAUAAAGACUCGAGUUUGAAGGGGGGUGAAUCGAGGGAGGGAAGUUUGAAGGAGGAUAAUGGUAGCAUCAAAGAUGGGAAUGGUGGGAAUAGCAAGGAUACGAGGGAAACGGGGAGUGUGAGGGGAGGUAGAGAGAGGGAGGUGGGUGGUAUGAGGUUUUUGGCAGGCUAG